GCCGGAGGAGGUGGCCACCGCGGCGACGGCAAUAAUGCCCUGUAUUGUAUCGCCUGUUUUUUGGGGCAGGCUGAGGAAGAGGUGACAUGUGGCACACAUACACCAAAAGCAACUGACAGGGAAAAAGUGCCUAUGGCCAGAAUUAGUUUUUCCUGCUUGUUUCCUGCAUCAUGGCAUUGCAGUUUGCCCUCUGUGACCCAGAUUUCUCGCCAACGCGUUGCUCUGCUGGUUAUUUUUAUUGUGGUAUUUCUGCUGGUCCUGGUGGCGGCGAUAAGUCCUAGGAUCUGGAGCUCAGGAAGACUUCAAGAUCGACAAUUCAGAAGAUACUUGGACCAGAUAGAAGACUUAGAAGCCACUGAUACGAAGGACAGUAAAUUAAACUAUGGCAUCGUCAUUGACUGUGGCAGCAGCGGAUCCCGAGUGUUUGUGUAUUUUUGGCCACCGCAUAAUGGGAAUCCUCAUGAUCUCCUUGAUAUUAAACAAAUGAGAGAUCGGAGCAGCAAACCUGUGGUUAAGAAGAUCAAACCAGGUAUUUCUACAAUGGCAUUAACCCCGGAGAAAGCGAGUGAGUACUUACACCCGCUGCUAACUUUUGCGGAGUCCUAUAUCCCGAAGGAUAAGCACAAAGAGACUCCGUUAUAUAUCCUCUGUACCGCCGGCAUGAGAGUUCUACCCGAGAGCCAGCAGACGGCUAUACUUCAGGACCUGGUGAAGGACAUUCCUCAGCAAUUCAACUUCUUAUUUUCCGAAGCCCACGCCGAGGUCAUCUCAGGGAAACAGGAAGGUGUCUAUUCCUGGAUCAGUAUUAACUUUGUCCUUGGGCGCUUUGACCAUGUUGUUGAUGAGCACGAUGCUGUUGUUUCCGUGACCAUAGGCAAAGAAGAGGAGUCCAUUAUUCGCAGGAGGACAGUGGGCAUUAUGGACAUGGGGGGUGGCUCUCUUCAGAUUGCCUAUGAAGUUCCAACUACUAUGACCUUGCCUUCUGCAGAACAUGAGGAAGCUGCAAAAACGAUGUUCGCAGAAUUCAAUUUGGGUUGCGAUCUGCAACAUACAGAGCACGUCUAUCGCGUUUACGUUACUACGUUCAUGGGCUUCGGCGGAAACUUUGCUCGGCAACGCUAUGAGGACAUGGUGUUCAAUGACACCAUGACAAAAAACAGGGUUCUUGAGCAGCAGACAGGCCUAGAUCCCAGCACCCCAUAUGUGGACCCCUGUUUGCCCGUUGGCCUCACAGACAAGAUCCAUAGGCAGAAUGCGGACCUAUAUAUUACUGGAAAAGGAGAUUGGGACGGUUGCAGGCAGCUGCUGGAGCCACUGCUUUUAAAGUCCAAUGACACCCAGGCUUAUCUGAACGGCAUCUACCAACCAGCUAUCGAUUUUUCAAACAGUGAGUUCUAUGGCUUUGCCGAGUUUCACUACAGUUCAGAAGACGUGCUGCGCAUGGGGGGUCCCUACAACAGCCAAAAGUUUGCCAAAGCGGCGAAGGAUUAUUGCAGCAUGUCUUGGGCAACAUUAUUGGACAGAUUUAACAAUCGCCUGUACUCAGUCCACGCCGACAAGCACAGACUCAAGUAUCAGUGCUUUAAGUCUGCAUGGGUCCAUAAAGUUCUCCAUGAUGGCUUUCAUUUUCCAAACGAUUAUUUAAACCUGAAGACGGCCCAGCUGGUAUACGACAAGGAGGUGCAGUGGACGUUAGGAGCGAUGCUCUACAAAACACGAUUUCUUCCUCUCAGGGAUAUACGGCAAGAGAGUCCUCGGCCGGCCCAUUCCAGCUGGUUUAGAAUCUCCUUCGUCUACAACCACUACCUGUUCUUUGCCUGCAUUCUCGUGGUGCUGCUCUCCAUCGUUCUCUACAUCCUGAGACUCCGACGCAUACAUAAGCGCCAAGCCUGGGAGUCCCAUUUUGACUUGCUUUUGAUGGAAGAAGGCAUUCACACGUUAAUAGAGCCCGCCAUAUCUAGAUAAAAGCAAUGCAACGGUGGAUAUCAGUUUGUUAGCACGAGGGAAGCUAGUCCGAUGCCUGUUGCUUGUACAACAGAAAACCAAAACCACGUUUAAAUUGGAUAAUAAUGGCCAUAGAUUUAUUGAAGGGUUUAAGAGGCAUUAAGAAAACAAAUAAC
Molecule: messenger RNA, 2120 nt
Organism: Spea bombifrons (plains spadefoot toad)
Lineage: Eukaryota; Metazoa; Chordata; Amphibia; Anura; Pelobatidae
Gene: ENTPD7
Product: ectonucleoside triphosphate diphosphohydrolase 7
Exons: 12
Coding region: 133-1965 (610 amino acids)
Biological process (GO): nucleoside diphosphate catabolic process
Cellular component (GO): membrane
Molecular function (GO): nucleoside diphosphate phosphatase activity
Source: RefSeq, a predicted model, not a curated record